This is a messenger RNA of Salarias fasciatus (jewelled blenny), 2553 nucleotides long. It is a transcript of the gene cspg5b, whose product is annotated as chondroitin sulfate proteoglycan 5b. Gene Ontology annotation, cellular component: synapse. The transcript has 6 exons. NCBI's taxonomy places the organism in Eukaryota, Metazoa, Chordata, Actinopteri, Blenniiformes, Blenniidae. Gene Ontology annotation, biological process: cell projection morphogenesis. The coding region runs from base 398 to 2416 and encodes 672 amino acids. The record is from RefSeq and is a predicted model, not a curated record.
CAAAGGGAGAAGGCUCACCAGCAUGCAGGCAGGCAAGCGGUGAAAAAAAAAAACCCCACCUCAUUAAAAUCUCGUCUGCAGACCCGCCGCUGGUCGCGCGCAUUACUACUACAACUCCUCGCGCUGCUGCCGGUGCUGUCGACGGAGCCGGGGAGCGUGACGCGCGCGUAAAAGGUGUGCGGGGAAAGGCCACUCGUCCGGGAUAAUGGAGCCGAACCGUUAAGCGGGUCUCUCACGCAUAAAUACACGCUGCAGCUGCGAAGAAGAAGGCAUGGCGAAAAUGGACAAGAUCUGAACUUUGAGUCAUCUCCCGAAAGGAUUAUCGCACGAGAGCACAAUCUGACACGAGGAGGAGAAGGAUCAAAGUUUGCAUCUCUGAGAGGAAUAAGCGGACGGUAUGGCGCGAGGUGACAGCCGCCUGUGGACCUGGCAGGUGCUCCUGACCAUCUCCCUGGUCGUCGUCCCCCUGUCUGCUCACAGGAGGCAUUCACAAGCGAGGCUUCAUCCUCACUUCAAUCAUUCAUCCGUCAACAAGGAGGCCUUGCAGUCCAGGAUGGUCCUCAGCGAUGACUCAGCAGAGCGAGACCACCUGAUCGAGGCAGGGCUCAGUCUCGGGGCGAAACUCCCACUCCGCUCCGCCAAGCACCACCAUUCCCAUAAACGUGCCCACCUGGAUUUCGUGGAAGACGACCCCCCUGCAGGUGAGGAGCUGACGGCCGGAGGGGCCGGUCCGGACCAGCCUGGGAACCCUUUAUCAGAUGACGUCAUUACCGUGGAGUUUCACAGCCCCGCCCCGGAUAUCGUGCCGUCCGACAUCUCCCUGGAUUGGCCGAAAGCUCCGCAACCCCAGAAGCAGAAAGCUGGAGACCCCACUGCGUGGACCCUGUCAGACUUCUAUGACUACCUGUCCCCGGACGACGACCUCUCCGCCUUAGACACGACCCCAGAACCCGAGCCCACCCCUUCGCCGCCGCCCGACAUGGAGGACGAGAAUCCACUGCUGUCCGGUUCUCCCGCCAUCCCCAAAAGCGUGAAGCCCAACCCGGACAGCGGGCCGUCCUUACCAGCUCCUCCUAUGGCAGGGCAGGACAGGGCCGACGAGCUGGGCUUGGGCGGCGCCAUGGGGCCGGACGGCUGCAGGCUGGGCUUCGUGCUGUCCGGACCGGGGGUCUGCGUGUCUCAGUGUGACCUCGAACCCAAUUUCUGCUUGAACGGAGGGGUGUGCACCGUCGUGGCAGGAAUGGGGGCCUUCUGCCGGUGCAACGUGCAGGACUAUAUCUGGAACAAAGGCACGCGCUGCGAUUGGGCCGUCACAGAGUUCCAGGUGUUGUGUGUGGUGGUGGGCGUGUCCUCCUUCGUGCUCCUCCUGCUCUUCAUGAUCAUCGUAUUCUUUGCCAAGAGGUUGUACCGCCUCAAGAAUGAGAACCGACGCCUUCGUAAGCGCAGUAAGUACCGCCCGCAGAGCAGCGAGCCACAGACGGACGGCCUCUCGGUUUCCACAACAGCCGACGGCUCACAGCCAAACGUAAGGAAACUGUGUGACACUCCUCCGCCUGCUCCCCAAGCUCAUACUCACAACCUGGCGUACUAUGACAACAUUAUCUGUCAGGAUGAGCCCCAGAAGCAUGACGACCCGGCGAAGUCCCUUCAGCCCAAGGAGGACGGGUCCAUGAACAUCCUCAACUCCCAUUCCCCCAAGCACGAGAACAACCGCCCGCACUCGGCCAUCCACGACCAUGGCCACACCCCUAACAACACAGAGGAGAACGCCGAGGAUGGAGUCACUAUUGGUCUGGAAGUGCUUCUCCCCAAAGAGGCCAAGCUCCACCCGGAGACCGGCGCCCCCCUUCAGUACGACGUCUUCCUCUACAAGGUGGCCAACAAUGGCGACGGUGCCUCUCCGAGCCAAGGUCCCCCUGCUCACUCCCCCAGCUCGCACUCCACCCCUCAUCCGCCCAGAUCGCCCAAAACACCGAGAACGCCGAGAACGCCCAAGUCCCCCAAGAUGCCCAAGUCUCCCAAAUCCCCCCGCCACGGCAGGGAGCACCCGCCCGGGAACCGCGAGCCCCUGUCGGGGAGGCACUCCUCCCCGUGCCGCAACCCCUCGCCGGGCCGCCAUCCGUCGCCGAGCCGCCACUCGGCGCCCGGGUGUUACUCCUCCCCCGGCUGCCAUCCGUUCCCCCCGCACUCCCCCUCCCAGUAUAAGUGCGUGCCGGCCUACCCGUCCACCCCGCCCCAGCUGCGCCGGCCCAGAGGUCGCUCCCAGGCUCCGGGGUCAGAGGCCGCAGAGCGGGAGUGCCGGAGUGGACACAUCCGCCCGUCGCCCUCGUCGCCCCACCUCACCCAGCCCCCUCCGUCACCGUCCAGGGUGAAGUACAACCCGGUCAGCACCCGGUCCCUGCCGCCCCUCUGCUGACCGGCCGGCAAUCCAACAUCUGCCGGGCAUCUGCACUUUUAAACGCACAACCAUCUCUCAUCUGUCACGACCUAAUCUCUCAGUGAUCUCUCCAUUGUGGCUCUAACUUUUUAUUAGUGAUUUUUAUAGCUCUCUUU